Molecule: messenger RNA, 9363 nt
Organism: Pocillopora meandrina
Lineage: Eukaryota; Metazoa; Cnidaria; Anthozoa; Scleractinia; Pocilloporidae
Source: the annotation of a GenBank genome assembly
AUGCAUGAAGAAAAGAGCUGCAUAUAUGGUAAACUGAUUUACUGUAUAAAUCACCCGAUAAUUUUUCUGUCGCAGAAUUUGAGCGAGGCUGUAGACGUAGCCCUGGCAAUUCAAGACUCUGCAAAGAAAGACAGAAAGGUAAGAUAAUACAAUAAGAUAAAGCGACAUUAGAAUGAUCAUUGGAAUCUCGUAAAGCUUUUGUUAAGUUUUUUUCAAAAAAACUUAACAAAAUCGUUCGUAACCUGCCGUUUGUUCGUUACAACUUAGUUUCGUUUAAUUCGCUGUUUAAAUUUUUUCAUCGAUCUGAAAAUACUUUGGAAAGCCUUUUUCAGGCUGGUCUAACACGAAGCGCUCAUUUAGGCUUGUUACCCAUUCUUUCCCCAUGCCAUAUUUAGGCCGGAAAGAAACACAACGUCAUCAGGAAAAAGAAAAAUAUUACAGAUUUACCUUGACCUUAUUUUUUCAGUCAUUUACCAACGGUUAACUCGAGCCCCCACUAACUCAAUAGAGCUUUUGUUUCGCAAUUUAACAGUCCCCCCAUGAUGUUGUAACCAGGAAGACCACUGUCACGAUAUUCAAAGACACCGAUGAGGAGGUCACUACGGUUUGACGACAGUCAUCACUCCUUUGAAUGCAAUUUUCUGUUAAAUUUUGCUCAGUAGUUUUUUGAGUCAGUGACAGAGAAAAUUAUUGUUAGACAAAUUCUCCCUUAAUUAACAAAUAGAGAAGCCUUGGCUGUGCUCUGUUCUGUUAUAAAGCACUUAGGAAGCGGCUAGAGCACGAAAGAAGUGUAGUGUCUCACUUCUUGAGAUUGCUCCGAAGGCUUGCACGGAAAGUCGCGGAAUUCCUUUCUUGAAGAGCAUAGUGCCGUUUGAUUAUAUUUAUAGCAUGAGAGGAUUUGACGUUCUAAAGAAUCGGUUCAGGUUAUCAUAAUUUCAGUCAAUUUUACGGAGUUGUAUGCCACAAAGCCUGAAACUGAAAAAAACGCAUCACCAUCGCAAGCAAAAAAAUUGCACUUGUAACCGCGGCUUUAGAACAGGGUCUUGGUUUGCGUUUGUUGCUCACUGAUAUUGACGAAGUUUUUCAUCCUCUGGAAAAAAGAACAAACAAAAAACAAAAACCGAGAUGAACUUGAAUCCUUUGAGAGAUGAGUGACUGAACGCCGCUGAAGAUUUUAUGUACCGUGAAGAUGGCAUCUGAUUUUCCAGACGGCAAGAUUUGUGAGACAAGAUAAGAAGUCUAUUGUCUUUUCACUCUCCUGAUCUCAAACGACAUUUUCUACCGACGAUCUUUAUUACAUUACGGCUUAUUCUCGAAUACAUGUCAGAACAUAAGGAUGCUCGUUACUCGCAUUUAUCCCCACCGAUAUCGACACCCUGGUUUCAGCAAUGAAGAAUUUUGAAAGGAAACCCAAAAAGAAACCAUCUAAUGACAACGCAAAUGCCUACAAAGUAUUUAAACCGCGGGCGAAUUAGUUAUUUAAUGGCAUAUGCUCUUAGCGCAAAAAAGCAGCAAUAUUCCUUGAUAUCGAUCAAUUCUCAUGAUACACGCGGCCGCUUCGUAAGAAACGAUUAAAACAAUAGGUGGUUAUUUUCUCACCUCCCUGAUAAAAAUGAUCCAUUGUCAAGUUUCAAGCGAUCUCAGUUCGCACUUGCCUCUCUAAUUGCUUCAAUUGCAUUGUAUUAAAAGCAAUCGCUUUGUUUAAGUUAUCAUUGAAUGAACACAAGGCAUAAAAUGAUGGUAACUAAAAACCUCCGGGUGUAAUGAGGACUGAUACUCGCUCAGUAAUGUUGUCGAAAUUUAAGGUUAAGUCGGUCGGCGGUGGGAGUUUUCAAACUCAUUUUUAUCACAAUCGAGAACAGAGUUGCGCGCUGGUACCGACACAGCCAUCUCUUAUAGAAGUUUAUGAGGCCGAGAUAAGACGUCUUCGGGAAGAGAAUCGCAAUUUGAAAAUUCAGCACAACACCAUGUCGACCAAAAGGAAGGCAGAGCAGUUUAAAACUUUCACCUCUUUGUUAAAUGCCGCGCACGCCGUCAGAGUUUUCACUGGAAGACUAAAGUAGAACGAUAGCCCGCAAAUAUUACUGAUUUUUUUAGUCCAGCCAUUUAACUCGGCGUUAUUCUUAAUUCCUAAGAAGUAUUUUCCCAAACGCCAAUUCUUUCUUCUAUUUUGUUUUACGUUACGACUAAAACUAGAUAGUUUUAAAACUAUCACCUCUUUGUUAAAAACCGCGCGCGCCGCCAGUGUUUUCACUGCACGACUAAAUUAGAACAUUAACCUUUAAAGAUCAUUUUAAAUCCAACCACUUAAGUUGAGCGUUUUUUAAUUCCUAAGUGGUAUUUUCCCCAGCACAAAAUUUUCUUCUUCUUUCUUUACGUUACGAGAGUGAAAGCGUGAUAGUAUUAAGACUAGCGCUUAAGACUAGCGCUUCUUUGAUAAGAGAAACAAAACUCUUGACCAAGUGAAACCAUCGAUAAAAGCUUCAUCGUUUUGCGGCGUUGUGCUGCACGCUAUUAUCAACUGAUCCAAAGUACAGUAUAAAGAAUUCAGCAUUUCCAGGUAUCUUGUUUGGGGUUAAUAACAAUAGUGAAUUGUUGCUUUUUUUCCUCUCGUCCUCUUGCCGAGUAUAGUUCGUGAAUGUUGUUAACAACAAAGCAUCCUUAUUGUGUUAAUAAAUUUAUAAUCAACUGGUUCGCUGAUGAAAAAAAAAAUACUGAGAGACCAAGCAUAGUGAAGGGCAUUUUCUCCCUUGGGUAGCCCUGUGUGAACAGCACGCUUAUGAGCAACUUUUCCAACCCCUCUCCCCAAGUGCCGCUAAUUUGACACGCCGACAAUUUUGCGUCGAUUUCGUCGAGUCUCGGCACAAUUUCCUCAGCGCAACAAACAACAAAAGGCUUUUGUUUGAACUUGUGAAGUCGAAUUUAACCCACAACAAUGGCCCAUUUCUUGAUACGAGAUAUAAAGAUAACCGAUUCGCAAGAAGUUUGAGGUCGUUCGCAAACAUUUCUGAAUGAAUUCACUAGUUCAAUUCUUCCACAAAAAAUUUUUGUCUGUCUCUUACUGCUUAUGGCUUCACACUGAUAAGAAAAUAAUAUUUGGGAAGGCCGAUCAGAAACGCUUUUGUGACGUUUUCAGACUUUAAAUACAAGUGAUGAAUAAGCAAAUACCUAUCUAACCCGCCAACGCAUUUUUCCAAAAGGGUUUUAACUGGCUCUGUGAGUAUAUAACUACGUACAACCAAAGCGGUUUGUAUUCCCAAUGCAAGCAGACGGCCGGGGGAGAUGAAAUUCUACGAGUAAACACUGAAGUUAUAGGUAAUAUUUUCAAGAUCUAUGACUUUUUCGGCUCAUUGUUUUUAUAUCCAUAGUGCAACACUAACAAGGGAUUAGAUUAGAUCCUUUGCUAUAGGAUUUGGCUAUAUGUCUGACAACGAAGAAUGUAGUAACAUUUACGAAUCCAGAAAAACCUUUUCAGACGGAGCAAAUCAAGUUUAUGUAGACUACAGCAUUUUCUUCGAGUUCUGAAUUCAUACAACACGAAAGAUUUCAUAACAGCAGCCGCUUCAUGUCUCAGCUAUGAAUUUGUCACAGAAGCGUAGGAAGGGCAGUAGCAAUGUUUAUCGCGUGCAAAAUUACACAAUAUUUGAGAUUCACGUCAAUGAAUAAUAUUAUUGGUGAUAGUAUCCCAAACUACUAGUUGAGUUACUUUCAGCAGCUCGUUACGAUAAACCGUGACGAUAUGGCCUCGGUGUCUUUGAGCACAAAAGUCUGUAAAAGUCAUUAUCAAACUUAAGAGUUUUCGUUUCCGUUUUCGUUUUCGUUUUCGCUUUCGUUUUUGUUGAGCUUUGUUUGUUUGAAAACAGAAACAACACCGCGGAAAUAGGGGUAUGUCACGGAAAAGGUGUACUCAUCAGAAAGUAAAUUCCUAUCAGUCUUGAGGGAAAAAAAUCUUGCCGGCACACUUUUCUUUUUGAAGAAAGGGGCUAACUUUCUAACGAAACUGUGGUGGUGCGUCGGUGGGGGAGUGUAAGAAGAAAAUUAAUUUGGUUUUAUCAACUGAAUUGAUAAUGUAAAUUAGCCACUGUAAAGAGUUUCUAAGCUUAGAAACUCUUGACGGUGGCCGAUUUACAUUAAUAUCUCAGCUGAUAAUACCAAAUUGUAUUUUUUUGAAGAAUUGCUUUGUUUCCUAAUCGGUUCUCAUCUCAGAAUUAUUUUAUUUUUUCUCUUGCAGUCUUUGUGAAAAACUCUGCAUACAACAAACGAAAUAUUACAAUGAGGGGCAAUCGACAAGGAAUAGGUGAGGGACAUCUGCCUGUUUGCCACAAUUUUCAGAACACAUAUAGAAACUUACGUAAAUACAACGCUAAAGCUUUUCAAUUUGAAGUGGCCGAGAGUCGAACCAACUAUUAGCCCAUGCAUGGGAUUGGUAUGUGAAUUCUUGGGCUUUUUUAAAAACAGCACAAUUAAUUUUAUCAAUCACAAGGAACAACAGCCGAACUUCAAACGUUUCGGAAUGUCUUUCGAUGUUGAAUUGGGACAGAGAACAGUAGGGCUGUCUGAAACAGUCCACCUUUCACUAGACAGCCUAUGAUUUUCUUCAAGUUUACUGAGUUCUGUCCAAUUCCAUUUCCAAACUUGACAGGCUUGUUCAAUCAUUCAAGAUUGAAAACAUUGUCUUGGAAUGAGCAGAUUUAGUUGUUAUAAUUCGCUUCUGCCUUGGAAAUGGCAGGUUCGAAAAUCAUGUCAGAAUAUUUGACUCAUUUAUAGUCCUUUGUACAGAAAUUAUUCAUCGUCAUCGAUGGCGUAGAUCAGCGAAAGCCUAGAACAAAGAAGAAUUGCAGUAGCUCAGGGCCUCAAUCGACUCGUCCAUUUAAUCGGCAUGCUACUGAAGGAGAACUUCAAACGUUUACUACUUUGUUUGCCAGAAAAUCGAUUUAUUUUUUAUGCUACUGAAGGAGAACUUCAGACGUUAUUUUUAGAAAAUCGAUAAACCCAGAAUCUAGCCAAAUUGCAAAAUUUAGGGCAAAGCAUAAAGGACGACAUAAAAGCAGUGUUUUGAGCUGCUUGAACAGCUUUCACGCGUUCGUUUAGUGGGUACUAAAGCAUAAAAUCCGCUAAGAAUAAAACAAUUACGAUGCCGACAAAUAAUUCUUUUAAACUGUAAAUAUGUCUUUUCUACGAAGAUAUUAUGUGCGCGAUCGUCAAUUAUGGAUUUUAUCUGGGAAAAAAAAUUCCCUUACUGAAAUCGAAAAUGAUAUUUUGGCGUCUGACCGGUAACAAAUCAAUUUAAUCGUGAUUGGCUGAUUAAGUUUUAAGACUCCCUCGGGAUCUCGGAAUAGACUUCCCUUAGGAACUGGUCCUUACUUUUCGCCUAGAAGAGGGAGGGGGGCGCGUUGUGGAAGCGGAGUUUUCAUUUUUGUCGCAAUCAAACUCACCCGAUCCCCCCAUAAGGCUCUUAAGUAUACUAACGAUCGCCCUUAUUGGCGGUCAAUUUUCCAUAGUCCACUUUUGACUUUAUCACAGAAGACUGAUUCCCCCCUCAGCUCUCCUGAGAACCAUGCGAAAUCCUCCAAAACCCCCAGACGAUAAAAAGACUGGUCCCUUAGCAAAAGUAGCCCUACGAAGUUGUUAUAAUUAUUUUAAAUUUUAUUGUUCUUGAUCUUUUAUUUUCAGGCGCUCGUUUAUUUCAUUCUGUAUAAUAACUUCUUUCCUUCAGGUUCUGUUAUGUUAUUUCUGGCACUUUCCGUUCAAAUUAUACUAUCAACGCACGCAGCCCCAAUGGAUUGCCAAAAGAACACUGCUGUCUGCUUGGAAGAAAUAAUGAAGGAAAUGACCCAAGUUCGAUUUGAGUUAAACAUUCUCACUGAGAACAGAACAUUAAUAAGACGUAAGUAAGAUUGUCUUCGCUUUACCUGUAUAGAUCAUUUCCAUCUUCCUUUUCUCUUUAUUAACUUAAUCAUUGCUUGGUGCAGAGUGAAAAACCUACGGAAGUCCUAUAACGGCGGAAUGGCGAUUUCAAUUUUUUUUUAAGUAAUCAAUUUGCGGUUCUAGAGGGCAAAAUUUUCUAAUCGGAGUUCCAUGUUUCAGUUUGGUGGCGAUUCUUUACUCACGCGGCGAUGUGGUGAAACAUUUGCAAGGAAAUGUUUUUCGGCGUAUUGUCAUCAUCGUCUUCAAUGUUAUCACAAUUUUAAAAUAUUCAUUAAAAAAAUCGAUAUAGAAGAUAAAUGGAGACGAGAGUUAAGUAUGCAGGUAUCCUUGAGCCAGUCAAAUCGGACUACUAAGAAAGAAUUUAGCCCUUUAUAGUAAUAACAAGUUAUCCCAUGUUCCCUUACAAAAUUAAGAAUUAAAUAUCACCCGUGUUUUCUUAAGUUUCAAAAUUGCCCGAGUCGCGCAAUUGAUUCUUGAAAACGUAUGUGAGUAUUAUAAACCCUUAAAUUUUAUUGGCUCCCUGCGAUUACCGAAACAAAUUUUGACAUAGCAAACUGUUUCAAUUGUUGUAGUCCCAGGAGAGACAAACUUACGAAAGUGUUAUCUUUACAUCCGAAUCCGGAAAGCGCAAGGGACCAAUCUGUUAAGGACAUUAGCCUAUUUAAUUUAUUAUUGAUUAGUUUAAUUAUUUCCAUUAUCCUAGGUACAAACAUGGUUACAAUGUUCAUCUGUUUGUCUAUAUUUUUAUUGGUUUUGUAAUCGGACCUUUCAGCGUGACCUUAUAAAAGCGAGUUUAGCUUCCCUGUGAUCAGUUCUUCGCAAGUUUUUGAUUAGUCUCAGUGAACUUUCGUAUUUUCGUUUUAAACCUUUGGCACAAGCGAGACCGAUAUGUAAGUACCUUUGUAACUUUGUUUUUCUAAAUUUAGUUUUCCAGCAUUGGGCUCAAGUAUAUAAUCAAAUAUUUCGUUGUAUUGCAGCAUUUUCAAUUGAAUCGAGAUUUAAAGGCCAAAUUUUUUCAAAUGCAAGUGAACGAAAGAACGAUAGGCUGUUAACCAGCCACCAAAUUCUUGUAAUUUUGUACUUUAACGUAGUUUGUAUUGUUUAUUUGUAUUGUUUAAUAUCAUUUUAAUCUCGUUAUCGGCGUUAAGGUCCAGCUUUUUACACGCGAUUUUUGAUUAUGUAUUUCGCAACAUUUUAUCAGACUGAUAGAACUUCGUCGCAUUAAUGUUUCAGUUUACGGUCGAUUGAUUGAUUGAGAGAUUGAUCGUUGAUUGUGGUUCGUGGAUUGCCUGCAAGAUUAAAGAUUCGUGUAAACGGUCAACUUUGGUCUGUUACAUUUCAUACAUUUCAGUCUCGAUCAGUAAAAUAGCCCCCAAACACUGCGUUAACCGCGUCUUGGAGCGACAUUUAUUGGAAUCUUAUAAAUUAGAUUUUUGGUCGCCGCAAGUGCCAGACAAUCAGAUUACAGGAAUCGGUUAAAAAAUAUUAUAUUCAUGUGUUAUGAAGAAUACAAGGUUUGUCUUCUUCUUGUUAUGAAAUGUUUACGGAUUCCUCAUCAGGUGGUAUAGGCAAAUCUAUAUACCUACCCCUUUUUUUAGAGUAGGCCCAUGACAUUGAAUACCUUUAUUUUAUAUCUAAAAGCCACGGACUGUGCUGAGCUCUACAAAUCCGGUAGAACGGUUAGCGGAGUUUAUACAGUUGAUCCUGAUGGUUCAGGUGCCUUUAAUGUAUAUUGUGACCAGACCACAGCCGGUGGAGGCUGGACAGUCUUCCAGAAGAGAAUUGAUGGUUCCGUUGAUUUUAACCGAACCUGGGAUGACUACAAACAUGGCUUUGGCAACUUGGUUGGUGAAUUUUGGCUCGGAUUAGAUAAGAUAAACCGCCUGACGCAAAACAAGACAAAGAAUAAGCUUCGAGUUGAUCUGAGAGCAAUUACCAACAAAAUUGUUCACCCUGAGUAUGAUUGGUUUGGAAUUGCGACCGAGACGAACAAAUAUCGGCUGUACAUUGGCAAAAUGACGACAAGUAAGUCAUCGAUCAACCAGUUUUUUAGCCAUAUUGUUCGAAUUUUAUCUUUGCUACCCCUUCAUCGGCAAAGGGUCCUCCUGGCCCCUUCCCCCUCAUCCUUCUCCUCGCAACCAACAAAGAGUGUUUUUUCCUUGCUCUUUACCGUUUGGCUAUGUUUAGCAGUGAAUCGCAUUCUGCUCAUGCGCAGUUGAGUCCACACCCCUCCGUAGAAAAUGGCAAUUUGCUUUCGAGGUUGUUGGAGAGUGAUUCCUUAGAUACAUUACGAAAAAGCAAACUCUGAAAUUGAAUUUAAAAAAAGUUACUAAAAUCGUUUCUACCAAAAUAUUGUAGUUGUUGGAUUAUCUGACUUGCGCGCUCUUAACAAAAUCACGAUGUUUUGCUCCACCUCGACGCAUGAAAGUCAAUCAGUUAUCAUCAUCGACGAUUGAAAAUAAAAUUCAUUCUUUUCAUGUUAAGAAAAAUCUGUUUCAUCGAAGUAGUAUGUCACUACUGGUGUCGAAUUUUUUUGUUUUCUUGUCGGUCAAACAUCAUCCUUGAGGCUCCAAAAGACAUUAAUCCAAGAGAUUACACACUCUUGCGUAAUGCUAAAAUUAUGCUACUAUUUUUUUUUCGUUUGGAACAGAUGCAACUGUUUGCCCUGAUUCCCUCAGCCAACACAAUAAUUUCGAUUUUGGUAUCUGGGAAAGAGGUCCUGCAGAUCGCGUUCAAAAAAGAGGCGUAGGCUGGUGGUAUGAUGAAGAUAGAGAAAAUGCUGUUUACUCAAAUCUUAACGGUAUCUAUCCGCUUUGUGGAAGUGAAACCGCGACUGAUAUCCACUGGGGCCAUUUAGCUCCAAAGAGGGGCGCCGCGGGCAGCGCUCCUAAAUCAUCUGAAAUGAAAAUUAGGCCAGUGGAUUUCUUUUAGAGUUAACCAUACACUCCAUAAGUGAGCUGUGAUUUUUGCUCUGACCUGUUACAUCCUAGGUGUUAAGUGUGUAAGAUUUCUCUUUUACUAAUUUUUGAUUGUAGAAGUAUUAAAAAAAAAACUUCAUACCGAUCAACAUAUUCUUAAGGGUUCAUUUAGAGUUAUUCAUCAUGUACUUUAGGGGUUUUAGGGUGUUGGGUAUGCAUUAGAUAUCUUACCUAUUUUGUUUUGACCUAUGAUAAUAUCAAAAUAAGGAGAUCAAUUGGUCUAGCUUUCUUUAAAACGACCAAACCUUACUCCACUUUUAGAUCACAACUAAGAAAUUAGAAUGUACUAAUUUAGUCUUUUGUACAAGCACUAGUUCAUGGAACAAUUAGUUAUGCUUUCGAUUGAUUUGAUCUGUGAAAAAGGAGGCCAAAGCCUGUAUUAGUUUAGUUGGUAUACGAGCAUAUUUGAUAUUCUCUUGGUUGGCCUCUGGCUGAAAUCCGAUUAACAAAUAAAAAC